CAGGUUACUUUAUGGCUGAAGAAAAUAUAUGGUAAUCAGCCUGUUCCAGAGUAUGAAGUGAAUGCAAAUACUGUUGAUAUCUUGUAUGAGCUUGCAGAAUGCAACGAAGCCAGAGACAGGGAUGUUUCUUUGCUGAUAGAGGACAUGGAGCAGAAGGCAACAGAAUAUAAAGCAGAAGCUAACUAUCUAAAGGACCUUCUGGCAGAAAGCCUGGGUCUUUCCCUGUCCAGUCUGUCCAGCGAAGGCACCAGCUACCUUGAUGUCCUAGCAGACAGCGCAGUGAUACUUGAAACAAAGGACACUUCUCUUGCCAGCCUAUUCUGUGCCAUCAAUGAUAUGACUUCAGAGCUGUAUGCAACAGAAUCAAAGAAUAGAGAAAUUACACUGGAAUUGAGCAACAUUUGUCAAAACCUGUCUGCAAAGCUGAUGUGGGAAAAGCAGUUAAUGGAGGAUCUUAAAAAAGUAGAGGAACUAAACGAAAUAGAAAAGGCCACAGAUGAAAGCAAAUCCCAGAACUUGAAGUUCCUGAAAAGCAAAACUGAUGAUUUACAAACCAGGAUAAAGGCUGCUGAGGAGCAGCUUGUUGCCAGGGAGUUCGACCCAUCACUGACACACAAGUCACUCGUGAACCUGUCUGAGAAACUGGCUGCACUGAAGGAAGAAAUUGUGUCUUUGAAGAAGGAAAUAGGUGUCUUCCUAGACUUAACUCCUAAUCCUUCCCUUGCACAACUGAAGAUUGAAGAAGCAAAACAAGAACUGGAGGCCUUGGAGUCAGAGCUCUCAAAGGAGGUUGACAUGCUGACUCUUGAGAUACCAGAGCCCAGCAAACUCCAGUUCAAGUGA
Molecule: messenger RNA, 843 nt
Organism: Pterocles gutturalis (yellow-throated sandgrouse)
Lineage: Eukaryota; Metazoa; Chordata; Aves; Pterocliformes; Pteroclidae
Gene: HAUS1
Product: HAUS augmin-like complex, subunit 1
Exons: 8
Biological process (GO): centrosome cycle; spindle assembly
Cellular component (GO): cytosol; HAUS complex
Source: RefSeq, a predicted model, not a curated record